GAGGAUUCGGUGGGGCAACAUGCGACAUCAAUGGCAUUGUGCCGUCAUCGCCAUCCAAGUUCGUUUUAAUAAGUAGAAGCCAUUGUGUAACCGCAAGUUCGGUCCAUAACUCCAUGGUCUCUGGAGUUCAAUAAAUCCUAAGUCACUAAAUGGAAGGAGAAAGAGCCCAGCAAGCGUUGCCGCCUGACAACCGCCCACGGCGUGUCCGUUCUCGCUCACACGGGGAUAUCAGAGAUGUCCGCAACAAUAACACCCCGAACAGGAUAUACGCGGGACAUGGCAAUAGUAGCACAUCGUCCGCAUCACCACGUUCACCAGCGCCUUACGCCUCCCAUCUGCGCGAAAGCUCAAGAACUUCGUGCAAUAAUGGCACGGGCAGACUGCCCCAGCCAGCAAGUCGGACUCCUUCGCCAUCCCCAACCCGGCAGAGGUACCAACCGCCACAAGCUCUUCCAGCGGCCAGCAUUCCGGAUCACUCGAGGCGCUCAUUAGAGUCCCUAAUAAGGCCCACGGUGCUAGCCGACCGAUGGAGCUACGACCGCGAGCGGAUGCCGUCUCCUCCGCCUCUGGGGACACACAUCUCACAGCCGGGCACACCCAGCACAGAUGGGGACGUGUCUGAAUUCGGCUUCUCCAUACCAGCCAGCACGUUCACCGGCUCGCAACCGUCCAGCAGACCGCAGUCGCUACUCUUGGUAGACACGACCCCGAGUACCGACCCAUGCGGCUCCUCCCUGCAUCAUCGUGUUAGACCAAGCAGUCCCACGUUGAUGGUCACUCCACCUCCAGAAUCAUCAUCAUCAGCGCCCGAACAGUACUCCGAUCUAAAAGGCGACCAAACGCCACAGCGGCUGGGGAGGCGGUCCUUCCAUUCCCUCACGUCUGCCGAAAUGGAGAUACUCUCGCACCCACCGCCAGCACACCCACCCAUGUCUGCAGCAGCGGCAGCAUCACAACGCUCACUAUCAUCGCGGUCACCGGAUACAGUAGUAGCAGCAGCAGUAGCAUCGCCCAAUUCAAAACAGAACGGCCACUCAAAAAGGGAGCUGACGAGUCCAACCUGGGAAAGACAGGGGCGAGCUCGAGCGGACAACCACGGUGGUGAUGGCGAGGAGGAGGAGGAGGAGGAGAUGACAGGCAAAGGUUGUUGUCUGGGACUGUGUGAGAUCGGGACGGCGCAGCGUAUCGGCGGUACGUGCGGGGCGUGGUUAAUGGGCACGCUUCUGCCCAUCGCGUUUGGGACCGUGUUGAAAUGCGCUGGCCAUCUUUUUGCUGGGUGUCCGUCUUAAUAAUGACUAAUGAGGGCGGGUUUGUCUCGAAGAAACAUGAGGGUAAAUGAAGCCCCGUGUAAGCGGGGGAGGGAAUAUAUGAAUUGAAACCAGGUUCGGGGGGGAUGUGACGAAGGCGGGCGGUCGGGAUUUGGGAUAUCGAAGGCCUGGAACUAAUUGCCCAUGCAUUUAAAAGUAUCAUGACAAGUCACGAC
This is a messenger RNA of Chaetomium strumarium, 1483 nucleotides long. RefSeq lists its product as uncharacterized. The transcript has a single exon. NCBI's taxonomy places the organism in Eukaryota, Fungi, Ascomycota, Sordariomycetes, Sordariales, Chaetomiaceae. Bases 150 to 1289 code for a protein of 379 amino acids. The record is from RefSeq and is a predicted model, not a curated record.